This is a messenger RNA of Pseudozyma hubeiensis SY62, 1275 nucleotides long. Its product is annotated as hydroxymethylglutaryl-CoA synthase. Lineage: Eukaryota; Fungi; Basidiomycota; Ustilaginomycetes; Ustilaginales; Ustilaginaceae. Gene Ontology annotation, biological process: 'de novo' NAD+ biosynthetic process from L-tryptophan. The record is from RefSeq and is a predicted model, not a curated record. The coding region runs from base 1 to 1275 and encodes 424 amino acids. Gene Ontology annotation, cellular component: cytoplasm. Gene Ontology annotation, molecular function: metal ion binding; indoleamine 2,3-dioxygenase activity; heme binding. The transcript is spliced from 3 exons.
AUGGUCGAUAACAUCGCUUUCGACUUGUGCGUCCAAAUUCUGUUGCAAGAAGCUGGCGCUUCCUACUCGCAGAUUUCUGAUACACCUCCUCACAAGAUCUUACAGCCUUGCUCCUUCAUGACUUGUAUUCAAGCCAAGACCGAGUCGCUGCGCUCGCUGUGGCGUACUUUGUUGGAGCAUUCAGGAGGAGCUUGGCCACCCUCCCCAGACUUUGAUCUGAAUGAACCCGUCCUUAUCCAAUUGGCAAAGCUGGCUGUUGAAGCCUCGUCGUUAGUUAGCCGGAAGGAUGUCGAAGGUCUAGGCGAGAUAGACAUUCAACGGAAUCGCACGUUCAUCGACCGGCAUCUGCCGCAUGCCAAUGAUGUUCUGCACGCCUUGCGUGGCCUCAACCAGAGGAAGUUCUUGGGAGCUGCGAGCUGUAUCGCUUUCCUUUCUCAUCUAUAUCGUUGGGGGAUCGUACCUGUGAUUGCAGUUGCGCAAGAAGACAUUGCCUCAGAGCUGCCGUCAACACUCCAGACUUCGUUCGCCUAUGUCAACAGCCGUCUUGGACUAAAGACGAGCGGGGGUACCAUGACUACGAUGACCUACUGCAACUACCGUUCUGAUCUGCUUGCUUUGACAUUCAGCACGACUGCAAGCCUUGGAUCUCCUUACACCUUGGCAGAGACGUGGAACGCGCGCCUCUUUGUUGAACUUGAACAUUUGGCGUCGCCUUUCUAUCGUUCCGUGCUUCUCUUUGCUGAAGAAAUCGAUCAGGGUAAGGACAGUGAGGCGCUCAAGGAAGGUGUUGACUCGAUUCGAGCUGCUUUCAAGUUUUUCUACCGCAAUCUGCAAGAAAGCGUGGUUCCCAAAGCCGUUUGGAUGAGCCAUGCUCAGGGCUUCCACGGUUGGGGUUGGGGAGGAGACGAGGGCGUUAGUGGUGAUCAAGCCAUGAUUAUUCGCACCUUGGACGCGCUGCUCUCGAUCCCUCCAUCCUCAGACCCGACGCACCUCUCUGGCCCGCAAAGAAACUUUCUUCAACAUCUUCGUUCACAAAACUUACGCCAACGCACCGCCGCACUUCCCCACGCCAGCAAGAGCCUCGGCGAGCUUCUGCAAGCACUCAAGAUGUGGAGAUUGGGCCACAUCAAAAAGGCGCUCUACUAUGAAGAUUUGAACCUUCCGGAGCGGAAGCCGAUGACCGCAGGCUCUGGAGUUGAGGUCGGGGCAGGCUUGCAAGACCUUUUGACGAAGCUUGAUACCAACAUGCGCAAACGUAUCGCCCUGACAAAGUGA